Messenger RNA from Dentiscutata erythropus, 1809 nucleotides. NCBI's taxonomy places the organism in Eukaryota, Fungi, Glomeromycota, Glomeromycetes, Diversisporales, Gigasporaceae. The record is from the annotation of a GenBank genome assembly.
AUGCCCCUGUUAGGAAAUACGCUAGAUGUAUUAAAAUAUAAUAACUUCCCGGAAUAUUUAAAAGAACUUCAAUCGAAAUACGGGGGUUUCUGUGAAAUUCACUUUGGCUUUAAACGAUUUCUCAUAAUUUCUAAUGGUGAUGUGGCACAUCCAAUUCAUACUUCUUCAGUAACUCUUAGUCGUAAAUUUUUAUAUCGUGAUUUAAAAAAUCCUGGACUGGAUGAAAUUGGUGUAGGAAAUAAUGGAAUAGUUUUUAAUAAAAAUUUAGAUGAAUGGAAAAUCAAUCGUGAAUUCGUUGAAAGAAUAGUAAGAUCAAGAAAUUUUUUAACAAUGAUUACAGGGAAAACAUAUAAAGUGGCCACUGAUAUGUUUAAGUUAUGGGAUAUUUUGAUAAAUGACCAGAGGGAAAUUGAUUUAUCUAAAUGGCUAGAAAAACUUUCUGGGGAUAUAGCAGUCACAACAACAACUGGAUUACCUGCUUAUUCAGUACGCACUUGUCUUAAUUCACUGGGUUAUGAUGAUAAUCGUGAUGAUCUUUCAAUUUCGGAACGGGAACUAUCUUCAAAAGUCAUUUCUCUAGUCAAUACUUUUUUUAAAUCAACGCAAUUUCCACCUUUUAUAAGACAUGCUCCUGGAAUAAGUUUCUUUAACAGCAAAUUUUUAAAACGUAUAAAAGAUUUGGAAGUCUUUUUAAUUGAAAUAAUUCAACAAAGGCGCACAGAAAUUGAUUUAUUAUCCGAAAAUGCUUUACAAUCAUCUGACUUUUUAACAUUGCUUCUUACUGUUAACACAUCGCAUGGUAUAGAACUUCGUUCACAUAAGUCUUUAAACCGAUCAUUGAAUGAUUAUGAAGUUUUUGGAGUUAUAAGAGACAUUUUACUUGGUUCAUUCGAAACGGUUUCAACUACAAUGUGUUCGGUAUUUUACUAUAUAUGCAAAUACCCUUCAAUAAAAUCCAAAUUACUUACUGAAAUUUACACAAUAUUUGGACAUUCAAACUUUUCAAAUUUCCGUUAUAAGGAUUUAGAAAAGCUUUCAUACUGUGAUGCUUUAAUUAAAGAAGCACUUCGUCUAAACCCACCAUUUCCACAGUUGCCACGAACAAAUAAUGAACCUGUAGAGGUUGGUGGAUAUCUAUGGGAAAAAGAGCAAUUAUUUAUAUUACAUUUUCAAGGAAUAAAUGUUAAUAAAAAUGAUUGGAUUGAUGAAGAAAUUUUUUAUCCUGAAAGAUUUUUACGGACUGAAGAUAAUGAACAAUCAAUUAACGCUAGUAAAGUUAAUGCAAGAGAAGUAUUUGCAACAUUCGGUGGAGGUGCUAGGGGAAAGCUUUGGGCAAUAGUUGAAAUAAAAGUACUUUUAGUAGCUGUCUUAAUGAGAUAUGAAAUAGAAUUUGUAAAUAAAGAUCAAGAAUUGGACCUGGCUUUUGAUUCUACUUAUCAUUGGCGAGAGCUUAAAAUCUAUUCAUAUUCUUCCCCAAGUGACGAGCUGGCAACUGUUUCACAGACGCAGAUCAAGUACCGCAAUUGGACAAAAUCAAUUAAGUUAUGCAAUGAAUUGGUUUCAAGAUUAGUUCGAUCCAAGACUUCAGCAAACAGCCUUUCAACAAAUAUAUUAUUUUUUAUCACUUUUAUUGAAGAUAAUUAUGCUGGAGAUAAUCAGUUUCAUUGGUCUCUUCGUACAUCCGUUACUCUACCUUCUGAUAAUAUCUUAGGAUCAUUAUUCAUUCUUGGAUCCUUAGAGAAUAAUUGGAAUUUAAGGAUUUGGGCAGGAGCGAUAUCUUUUGAGCAUUUAAUAUCAUCAUUAUAUUAA